Molecule: messenger RNA, 237 nt
Organism: Danaus chrysippus (African queen)
Lineage: Eukaryota; Metazoa; Arthropoda; Insecta; Lepidoptera; Nymphalidae
Source: the annotation of a GenBank genome assembly
AUGACUUUAAUAACGAUCUGGGAAGACUUUGAGAAAUCAGCAGAAAUGUUAUAUUUAAGUGAUCCGCUUAACACUCGGUAUAGUCUCAAAUAUUCACAUUCCAAAGGAAUCGUUAUAGUUAAAAUUACGGACAACAAAAAGUGUCUCCUGUACAAAACAGAAGUUCAACAAGAUGUUAGAAAGAUAGAUAACUUUAUAUCAAAUUUAAUACGACACAUGGCAUCCAAUGAUAACUAG